AUGGCUGAGCUAGAAAAAUCCACCAUGAAGACUGAGAAAAUAGCCUCCAAAAUUGAGAUAAUCAGUAUCCCAGAAGAAAACAACCAACCAAGUGGGGAUUACUCUGGAAAUACAGGGUUGCUUCGAUACUUGAAACUCAAGAAUUCCAGGUCUCUAGCAGAUAAGGGGGAAGGUGAAGAUGGAGGAGGAGCUGGCAUAGCAUCUGACGGCCAAGAUGAAAGAGCCAUAAAACCUUCAGAAACAAGUUCUGCGUCAUCCAUACCACUAUUUGUAAAUAGAUUGGACUCUGUGGAAUCUGUGCUGCCUUAUGAAUAUAAUACCUUUGACUUCUGCCAAGACCCUAGAAAGAAAAGGCCUUCUGAAAAUCUUGGACAAAUACUGUUUGGAGAACGAAUAACAUCAUCUCCUUAUAAGCCUGAACUCUACAAAAAGAAUACCUUCUACCUCUUCAACCAUGUUGACAUUACUAUUACAUACCACAGGGAGGAUGAUACAGAUCAGAAUAUUGCAAAAUUAGUUACUGCUAGACUUGACCCCAAAAGCUAUAAGCAUUCAGAUGAAAACCACCUAACUUGUGAUGGACCCCCUAUGGAAAUUCCUAAAGAAUACACAGAUAAGUUGAAUGUGACCUACACUUACUCUGUAAAAUUUGAAGAAAACAAGUAUGUCAAAUGGGCUUCUAGAUGGGAUUAUAUUUUGGAGUCUAUGCCCCAUAUCAACGUUCAGUGGUUUAGUAUUAUGAACUCCUUCAUUAUUGUUCUUUUCCUAUCUGGAAUGGUAGCUAUGACAGUAUCAAAGACUCUCCAUGAAGAUAUUAUCAAAUACAACCAGAUACCUUCUUCUAGAGAUGCCCAGGAAGAGUUUGGUUGGAAGUUGGUUCAUGGAGACGUAUUCAGGCCUCCCCAAAAUGAAAUGCUACUGUCGGUUUUCCUGGGGCAAGGAACACAAGUUUUGAUUAUGACAUUUAUUACUUUAUUCAUGGCCUGCCUUGGUUUUCUUUCCCCUGCCAAUCGAGGUGCUUUAAUGACGUGUGCAGUUGUGUCGUGGAUCCUUCUGGGAAUUCAUGUGUCUGCUAAAAUGUAUAAAACAUUUAAAGGUAUUGCAUGGAAGGAGAAUUCGUUGCUGACAGCACUAUUAUGUCCCGGAAUUGUGUUUGCUGACCUCUUCACUAUGAAUCUAAUUCUUCGGGUGGAAGGAUCAUCGGCCGCCAUCUCCUUUGGUACUUUGAUAGGUAUACUUGCAAUGUGGUUUGGAAUUUCAGUACCAUUAACAUUUCUUGGUGCAUACUUUGGAAGCAAGAAAAAGUUUAAGUGUCCAGUUCGCACAAAUCAGAUUCCGCGUCGGAUUCCUCAACAGAGCUUCUUUACAAAACCACUUUUUGGCAUCAUGAUCGGUGGUAUUUUACCCUUUGGCUGUAUUUUUGUUCAACUCUUUUUCAUUCUAAACAGUAUUUGGUCUCAUCAGCUGUACUAUAUGUUUGGCUUACUUUUUUUGGUCUUUAUCAUUUUCCUGAUAACCUGUUCAGAAGCUACAGUUUUGCUGUGCUAUUUUCAUUUAUGCGUUGAGGAUUAUCAUUGGUGGUGGAGAGCUUUUUUUACCGGUGGUUUUACAGCUGUUUAUCUUUUUCUGUAUGCAGUUCAUUAUUUCUUUACCAAACUUCAAAUCACAGGCAUUGCAAGUACCAUUUUGUACUUCGGGUACAUGAUGAUCGUGGUGUUGCUUUUCUUCCUUUUCACAGAUGGACUUAUCUGCAGCCACCACACAGUGCCCACUGCCACCUCCGCAGAGCUUCAGCUCUCUUUGACCAUCAUCAUUAUUCUCUCAUCGUCUCGGCAUAUUUUGGAGGAACUUUUAACAUAA
Tupaia belangeri chinensis (Chinese tree shrew) is the source of this 1860-nucleotide messenger RNA. Its product is annotated as transmembrane 9 superfamily member 2. The transcript is spliced from 17 exons. The coding region runs from base 1 to 1860 and encodes 619 amino acids. Gene Ontology annotation, cellular component: membrane. Lineage: Eukaryota; Metazoa; Chordata; Mammalia; Scandentia; Tupaiidae. The record is from RefSeq and is a predicted model, not a curated record. Gene Ontology annotation, biological process: protein localization to membrane.